CGGGCGCGCGUAUAUCGGGAAACAGCGAAAGAAAUUUGCAGACGAUUCAAUACAAAGCUGUACAUCAGCGCUGCAAUAAAAUCCGUUGAAAAUGAUGUUUUUUGGAGAUCUCAGUUACUACUUCAGUACCUACCAUAUUCUGAAUGGUUUGCUGUCGGUAUCGUUUUUGAUUCUGAAGCUAUUCAGUCCAUUUUGUGAUACGCUUUUUGCAAAUGCAGCGAAGCCCUGCGGAUUGGACUGGAAUGAAACCAACAUCAUGUUUUUCCUGGGAUGCAUUCUGGUUGUCAAGAACCGGAAACUGCCGGCAUUUCGAGAGUACCUGGGAAAGAUCUUCAUGUUUAGCAAAGUGGCCAAUGCUGUGCUCUUCUUCUACGGUGACUUCAGAUAUGCAAUUCUCUACGUCGUUUUGGUAUUAGUUGUGCUGAUUGUCUUUCCAGAACCAAUCUACUGCGGCCGUCAAGAUGUCACAUACUUCAACAGCAAUACACUGGAAGAGGAGUUAACCUCCAACCCAAGAGUAACAUGGCUCAUUGAGUUUUACACACCCUGGUCUACUAGUUGCCAGACAUUUGCAAGGGUCUUUGCAGACCUCUCACUAAGCUACUCUCACAACCACCUGAGGUUUGGUAAAAUUGACGUGGGCAGAUAUGUAGACGUAGCCAAAAAGUACAAGAUCGACGUGUCCUCACUAUCCCAGCAGCUGCCAACCCUGGUGCUAUUUGAAGGAGGGAAGGAGACGAUACGAAAACCAGGCAGAAACAGCAAAGGAGCGAUCGUCAGACAUCAUUUCACUAAGGAGAACAUUACCAGCGAAUAUAACUUGAAGACACUUUAUCAGACGACGAAGAGCAAAGCACAGAAGAAGGCAGAAAAGGCAGAUGUGGCAAGCGACAAAAAGACCAAUUGAAAAUUCCCACGACGGUUGAAUGAAGUCAGAAGUUGUCUACUUUAAAAUCACCCUUGUUGUACGACACCGUAUGGAAAAUGUGAAUUUGUGAAGGGAAAUUUCUAUUGUACACCAAAAAAGCUUAAGAAACUUUUACAGUUUUGCCAUAGUUGCUUCCCCUUUUGGAAAUUAAAUUUUGUAUUUUAUUUAGAAAAUUUAUAGAAAAUGAAGUACAUACAAAAGAAACAACAAAAUCCAGAGAUAAUUCUACUGUCCAUUCUACUGUUAUGGUGUUAUUUAAUGUGAAUGAUAUUGAAUUUGCACUUGUCAUGUUUCUUUUAAUGUUCAUAGUAAUCUGUGUCAUGCCUUCUAGAAACAUGACCAGUCUAUAACGGCAGUUUAAGAUUAGAAAAGUAAUAUGAACAAUUUCAGACAAUGCUUAAUGUGCAAGUUAAUCGAAUAGAGGGACAGUAUACAAUUCUACAAAUCUCUACAUUUCAUGUGAUUCAGUGCAGAAGCUUUUUGUUGAAAAAAAUACACUCUUUAGCUGAUUUUAGUUUAUAUAUGUACAAAUGUAAUUGAUCGGUCUGAUGUUUUACAAUAUAAUUUACAUUGAAAAAGUAAUCAAAUCAAGUUGAUAAAAUUAAAACGAUACAGAAUUAUGUUAUUGUGGUGCUGCACUUAACUAUUGAAAUGAAAGUGUUAAAUAAUUAACAAAAAAUGAAUGCAAGUGGUAGCCCUACCCUCAUAAUUGUACAUUAAAAAGUUUUUAAGAAAGUUCCAUCCUUUGAAUGGCAAAAUAGUGUUAUCCAGUGAACACAGUGUCAAGAGUAACCAGUAGAUUAACUUUUUUAUUAGCUUUAUAACUCCUUAGCAUUUCCCAGUGCCCAUUUGCAAAACUAACUUAGUUUUCCCUUUGGGAUGAAAUCAGUGAUGUGGAAUAGUUCAGAUAACCUAGACAAAGUCAACAGUAAACAAUUAAAAUACAAUGUACAUCCA
Molecule: messenger RNA, 1885 nt
Organism: Patiria miniata (bat star)
Lineage: Eukaryota; Metazoa; Echinodermata; Asteroidea; Valvatida; Asterinidae
Gene: tmx2
Product: thioredoxin-related transmembrane protein 2-like
Exons: 7
Coding region: 92-907 (271 amino acids)
Cellular component (GO): membrane-bounded organelle
Molecular function (GO): disulfide oxidoreductase activity
Source: RefSeq, a predicted model, not a curated record